Molecule: messenger RNA, 5569 nt
Organism: Priapulus caudatus
Lineage: Eukaryota; Metazoa; Priapulida; Priapulimorpha; Priapulimorphida; Priapulidae
Product: protein 4.1 homolog
Cellular component (GO): cytoskeleton; plasma membrane
Molecular function (GO): structural molecule activity; actin binding
Source: RefSeq, a predicted model, not a curated record
UCGUCACUAUCGUCGGUGAACCACACUCUAGAAACGACAUUAGGUUCUAUGUUGUAGGAAAGCGAAACACCGGUGAACAAGCAGAUUUGAAGGCUGCUCGCCUGCGUUAGAUUCCUGUUACGGCCUUUUCUCAGAAUCGCUACAGUCGACGAUGGCAGACACGACACUUGAGACCACGGAAGCCAAGGAUCAGCAGCAGAAGGGGGAGCAAAGCCCGGACACCCCGAGGAACGAUUCGCGCCCACCUCCCACGCCUCGCUCGACUGGCGGCAAGGCGGUCACCUGCUCUGUGCGCAUGCUCGACAACACCGACUUCCAAGUGCAGAUCAACAAAACUGCAACGAGUCAGGACUUGUUCGACAUUGUUGCGAACAGCAUCAACCUAGCAGAACGCGACUACUUUGGCAUCAACUACAGGGAUCCGGACAAGUCUAGGAAUUGGCUGAAUAAUGAGAAGCGAAUUUCCAAGCAAGUCCGAAGUGGACCGUGGUCAUUUCACUUUGAGGUCAAGUUCUACCCACCGGACCCUGCCCAGCUACAGGAGGAUAUAACCAGAUACUAUCUGUGCCUCCAGGUUCGCAAUGACAUCCUCAGCCAGACGCUGCCCUGCUCGUUCGUCACGCACGCACUGCUGGGAUCUUACCUCGUACAGUCGGAGAUAGGAGACUACGACCCGGACGAACAUAACGAUGAGUACAUGUCGGACUUCCGCUUUGCUCCCAGCCAGACGAGGGAGCUCGAGGAGAAGGUUGCAGAGCUGCACAAAACCCACAAGGGUCAGACACCUGCCGAAGCAGAGCUACACUACCUGGAGAACGCCAAGAAGUUGGCCAUGUACGGCGUUGACAUGCAUCCAGUGAAGGACUCUGAGGGUGUCGACAUCAUGCUGGGCGUGUGUGCGAACGGUCUGCUUGUUUACCGGGACAGACUGCGCAUCAAUCGCUUCGCCUGGCCGAAGAUCCUCAAGAUAUCGUACAAGAGAAACAACUUCUACAUUAAGAUCCGACCGGGAGAGUUUGAGCAGUUUGAGAGCACCAUCGGCUUCAAGCUCGCCAACCACCGCGCCGCCGCCAAGAACAGGCCGGUUUGCUGGAAGGUCUGCGUGGAACACCACACCUUCUUCAGGCUGAUGAGCCCUGAGCCGACUGAGAAGAAGGCCAAGUUACCGCGUUUCGGCUCCAAGUUCCGCUACUCGGGCCGCACGCAGUACCAGGCGCGCUCGGCCAGCCUCAUGAUCGAUCGCCAGCAGCCCAACUUCAACCGCACGCUCAGCAACCGCUACAAGGGCUCGCGAAGCCUCGACGGAGACAUGUGGGCCGCUGCAUCCUAUGAGAUAGCGCCCGGGUUCGACCGCUCGCGCGAAGAGAGACCGGACGAGAGCAAGAAGCUGUACGUGAAACCCUCGGACGACGAAGACGACCUCGACGACGACAAGAAGCGUCUGAUGGAGGAGGAAGCUAGGACGGACGCGGAGGCGCGGGAGCGGGAGCUCGAACGCCAGCGCCGCGAGCGAGAGCGGGAUCGCGAGCGCGAGGCACAGAACGCGCGCGAGGGCGAAGCGAUACGCGCCGCGGCCGCCGCCGCUGCCGCCGCCGUCGCCGCCGAGCGGGCCGGACACGAGGUCGAGGAGGAGGAAGAGGAGGAGGAGAGGAAGCGCGGCGGGGAGGAGGUGGUGCAGACGGUCGUCGCCGUGACGACCGCCGUCGCCCCGCUCGCGACCGACGAGGAGAAGAAGGAUAAGAAGAAGAAGGGGCCGGACGACAAGGCGGCUAAGGCCAAGGCGAAGGAGGUGGAGAAGGAGAGGAAGAAGAGAGAGAAGGAGGAGAAGAAGAAGCAGAGGGAAGCGGAGAAGGCGGAGAGGGAGAAGAAGAAGCAGGAGGAGAAGGAGCGCAAGCAGCGGGAGAAGGAUGAGAAGAAGAUCGCCGUCGCCGUCGCUGUCAAGGCCGACCAGGAAAAGUCUCCGGAGAAGGAGAAGGAGAAGGAGAAGAAGGGUGAGGGCGAGGGAGAGGACGAUGAUGACGUCGAGCGGGAGAACGGCAGACCUACCGAGACGGGGGCGGUGGUCGUCGUGGCGACGACGCGCGACGACAAAGACGAUGACAAAGAGAACCGACAGAAGACUGACAAAGACAAGGACAAAAAACAUAAGCAGGCGGACAAAGGUAAGAAGGGGAAAAAGGACAAGGACGCUGACAAAGAGAAGGACAAGAAUGAGAAAAAGGGCAAGCUCCUUGCUUUGGGUAAGAAGGAUAAGAAACACGAUGACGAAGGUGACGAUGACGCUGACAAGGACGAUGACAAGGACGCUGACAAGGACAAAAAGGACAAAAAAGACAAACACGCAGUUAAAGAUAAGAAGGACAAAAGUGACAAAGACAAGAAGGGGAAAAAGGACAAAGACGGUGACAAGGACAAGAAGGACAAAAAGGACAAGGACAGUGACAAAACUAAGAAGGGCAAAAAGGACAAGAAAGACAAGGAUAGCGAUAAGGAUAAAAAAGAUAAAAAGAAGAAGAAGGGAAAGAAGGGCAGAAGGGACGCACAAGGAUUCGCGGCAGCGACCUCGGAUUCCGACAAGAAGAAGAGGAGCCCGGGGACGGUUGGACGACAGUCACCGAAGACGGUCGUCACGACGACGAAGACUGGAGCUGACCGGCACGACGAGACCACCAAUGCCACGUUCAACUCCUCCACCGACUACCAGGAGGGCUACCCGCUGUCGUCGCCUGACAACAGCGCUCUCGAGGGAGGACCCGGCCCGUAUUACCCGCCGGAAUCCGACGGCUUUACGUACGACAAAGUCGAGCAACCGCCGACGGUGCAGACGGAAAGCGUAAAAUACGAUCCGAACGUUGAGGAGGAGGUAAACGUCACGCGCACCGUUCCCACGGUCGCCACGGAGACGCGCACGGUGCGCUACGAGACAGAGGGCGCCAAGAACGACGACGAGAACGUCAUCGAGCUCGUCGGCUCGCAGAUAGUGUCGAGUCGCAGCAAGACGGUGGAGACCGUGACCUACAAGACGGAGACGGACGGGGUGGUGGAAACGCGCGUGGAGCAGAGAAUCACCAUCAGCAACGACGGAGGCGUGCCCAUCGACCACGACGAGGCGCUUGCUGAAGCCAUUCGUGAGGCGACGGAGAUGAACCCGGACAUGACCGUUCAGAAGAUCGAGAUCAGGCAGGAGUCUGAGCCGGUUGAGGAUGGGGGCAGCAAGGACACUACGGUGUAGAGAGGGACGUACGCCGCACGCACGCGACGACACGACGGUACCGAACACAGUGUCGAACGUUUUGCUCGUGCGUUGUUUUUUUACUACGAGCACACUGCCAUCGUCAUCAUUGCCGCCGCUGUCAUCACGGCCAACAGCAUCAGCCGCUUCAUAGAGCCGCGUCAACUGAUUGGUACCCCGAGCAGCGAUUCACGUCUUGCACACACGGAGAGGCUGAGGAGGAUGAGGAGGAGGAGGCUGAGGAUCGCACGAACGGGAAGAUGCGAAGAAGAUGCUGCUCGCGAACUCGCUCGCCUCCCUUCGUCGUCGCGAAGCUUCGGAACGCUUGCUCGUAUAAUUUUCUUGCCGCGCUGACGGAGAUUCUAACGGGCGAGGAGGGGCGGGCGGAGACGCGAGCAGCUCUUCUCGUGUCUCUGCUGCAGCGGGGGAAGGUGAUGCAGGGGGAAAUAACCCUCUCCUGGAGUUCCCGGCGUAGAUUUUCGAGCGAAUUAAACGAUUGAAUAUGUGCGAUAUCGAAGGGAAGUUUGGUUCACAAGGCAAAAUCUGCUCCUAUUUCUUUUUGUAGAUAUAAUAGUCUUUUAAAUUUUAGGCAGUCGCAAUCGUAUAUUAUUAGAGGCAUGAAUGCCGCAGGCACACGAGACUGGGCGAGCUAUUCGACUUUGCGUGAUAAAACGAGUGAUAUAUAACUCUCUAAGUUCUAUAGGAGCAAGUACGUACGUAGGAGACGAUAGCUUGCUGUUACCGCAUGUCGCGUCGUGUGCCUGUGAGCAUUGUAGCACGACAGGAAGGAUAAAACCUUCCCUCUCAUGCAUUGCAGCAGAAAACUUACUUGUCGAGAGCACUGCAUGCACGAGAGAGAAUCGUUUGGCCGCAUAAAGAUAGUCAUAGAGGCAAAGCGUAACCAAACGGAAAGAUAUUUCGUCAGACCUUUGGGAACAUUGCUAUUGCAAUAUGCUUUUUCGUAUUUAGGGCAUCUGCUAACCAUGUGUAUUACCACAGUAUAUAGAAAUCAUGUUCUAGAUGACAAGUCAUUCCACGUAUUCUUGAUUGUAUUGUUACGGCAGAGGGUUUAUGCAAGCUUUUUUUCGAGGACCAAUCACAUUGACGCUGUUGCUGUUAUUGUUCUAAUAGUGCUGCUGUUGAUUCGAAAGAACUCGUCGGGCUUUAAGAAUAGUAUGUCGAUGUAUUUUAGACGAGUGCUGAGGAGACGAGUUUGUAUGUGUAUCCAUGAAGCUGGGGUGAGUCCUUCUAGACUGUUAUCUCUGUUCUUCAUUCAUCAUGGUUGUGAAAUGGUAGAGGAUAGGUCUAUAUGUUGAAGACAAAUACUUUAGAUUUAUAAUGUGGACAAUAUGGAAAUCGUUUUUAUUAGCAGGUACUGCUCAAAUCAGCUUUUUAGCUUUUUGCAGAAGCAUAUUGAAAUUUGUAGAGCGGGGUGUUCUCAGCUAGGAAUGCGGGUGUUUGGUAGUUUAGCUAGUUGCAAAUGGUAUUAAAUACUUUUUAUGACAUACGUCAAUUUGUUUCUGACCGCGUAUGGUCGAGCAAGUAUGUACAUUUUGCUACUUUUUUUAUUGUUUAUCAUUUUUGAGUUUCGUGGAUCUAUUUACCACACCGAAGCAAGAUGACGGACAUUAUUUUGAAAAAAAGAAAAAAGAAAAAGCUGUUGGCGAAAGUAUUGAUAGUCCACUUGCUUACGUACAUGUGUGUGUAUUGUUGGUACAGUGCUGCCCCCUAACGGAUGGCCUAUCACCUGUAAAUACAGCAGCUAAUAUCGAUUGCAGGUGAACACGUGUCGACGCUUCGUUUACGCUGGUGGCGACGACUGCUUUCCAUCGCAUGCCUCGUCAUUUAAUUACCGUAGCAGUUGUGAAGGUUUUUUUUUAUCAAUAUAGAUUUGUCCAGUUCUUUGUUGUUGUGUGCGCUGCACGUGAAAUCCCACCGCAGGGGGGGGGCGAUAAGAGACAGAGAGAGAGAUAGAGAGGAUUGUCGCCUGCUGCUGCUGCUGGUGGGGUGUAUGACGGUGCACACAGGCACGGUUGUAAUGGUGCGUUUAUAUACGGUUUAUAAAGGUGGUUGUGACGAGGGACGAUGCGUGUUGUGAGCGGCGUCGACCGAGCAGCCGUCCUAAAAGUCGCGAGGCUGCGGAUGCUCGGUCGGCGGCGCACCACAUCUCCGGGGGUGUGAUUCUAUUUUAUUGUACUGCCGCAUUACUAGAAUGAAUGUUCACUUGUUUGUUUUUCGUGUCGUUGUUUUGCUACGGUCUGCAAGAUGCUCGAUGGGGAAGCAGCGGCAAUGUGUCCAAUGAUGAUGACUGAAAUAAAAGAUUCGGAUUCAGUAAUA